This is a messenger RNA of Suricata suricatta (meerkat), 3099 nucleotides long. RefSeq names its product cadherin 6 (gene CDH6). NCBI's taxonomy places the organism in Eukaryota, Metazoa, Chordata, Mammalia, Carnivora, Herpestidae. Gene Ontology annotation, molecular function: cadherin binding; calcium ion binding. The transcript has 12 exons. The record is from RefSeq and is a predicted model, not a curated record. Gene Ontology annotation, biological process: homophilic cell-cell adhesion; calcium-dependent cell-cell adhesion; cell morphogenesis. The coding region runs from base 293 to 2665 and encodes 790 amino acids. Gene Ontology annotation, cellular component: plasma membrane; adherens junction; catenin complex.
CCACAAGAGCCAGCUCUCGGGAGCCCGUAACCUUCCCAUCCCGAGAGCUGCAGUUUCAGCCGAGGCAGCAAGAACGGCAGAGCCCGGGACUGCAGAAGCAGCGGAGGCAGGAGCAGCCUGGGCGGGUCGCAGGGUCUCCCCGGGCGCAGGAAGGCGAGCAGAGACAUCCUCUGAGAGCCAAGCAAAGAACAUUAAGGAAGAAAGGAGGGAUGACACUGGACAGAGUGCAGUGAAAAAAGACACUUGAAGGAGCAGGGCAGCCACUGCCCAGGGACUGGACUGUGUCAUCAGAAUGAGAACUUACCGGUACUUCUUGCUACUCUUUUGGGUUGGUCAGCCCUACCCAACUUUCUCGACUCCAUUAUCUAAGAGGACUAGUGGUUUCCCAGCAAAGAAAAGGGCCCUGGAGCUCUCUGGAAACAGCAAAAAUGAGCUGAACCGUUCGAAAAGAAGCUGGAUGUGGAAUCAGUUCUUUCUCCUGGAGGAAUACACAGGAUCCGAUUAUCAGUAUGUGGGCAAGUUACAUUCAGACCAGGAUAGAGGAGAUGGAUCACUUAAAUAUAUCCUUUCAGGAGAUGGAGCAGGAGAUCUCUUCAUUAUCAAUGAAAACACAGGAGACAUACAGGCCACCAAGAGGCUGGACAGGGAAGAAAAACCUGUUUACAUCCUUCGAGCUCAAGCUAUAAACAGAAGGACAGGGAGACCCGUGGAGCCCGAAUCUGAAUUCAUCAUCAAGAUCCACGACAUCAACGACAAUGAACCAAUAUUUACCAAGGAUGUCUACACGGCCACUGUUCCCGAAAUGUCUGAUGUUGGCACAUUUGUUGUCCAAGUCACCGCAACUGAUGCUGAUGAUCCAACUUACGGCAACAGUGCUAAAGUUGUGUAUAGUAUCCUACAGGGGCAGCCCUAUUUUUCAGUUGAAUCAGAAACAGGUAUCAUCAAGACAGCUUUGCUCAACAUGGAUCGAGAAAACAGGGAGCAGUACCAAGUGGUGAUUCAAGCCAAGGAUAUGGGUGGCCAGAUGGGGGGAUUAUCUGGGACCACCACAGUGAACAUCACUCUGACUGAUGUCAACGACAAUCCUCCCCGGUUUCCCCAGAGUACAUACCAGUUUAAAACCCCUGAAUCUUCUCCACCGGGUACACCAAUUGGCAGGAUCAAAGCGAGUGAUGCUGACAUGGGAGAAAACGCUGAAAUUGAGUACAGCAUUACAGAGGGAGAGGGGCUGGACAUGUUCGAUGUCGUCACCGACCAGGAAACUCAGGAAGGCGUUAUUACUGUCAAAAAGCUCUUGGACUUUGAAAAGAAGAAAGUAUACACCCUCAAAGUGGAAGCCUCCAAUCCUCAUGUUGAACCUCGCUUUCUCUACCUGGGUCCAUUCAAAGAUGCAGCUACAGUCAGAAUUAUGGUGGAAGACGUGGAUGAGCCCCCUGUCUUCAGCAAACUGGCCUACAUCCUCCAAAUAAGAGAAGAUGCUCAGAUAAACACGACAAUAGGCUCCGUCACAGCCCAAGAUCCUGACGCUGCCAGGAAUCCCGUCAAGUACUCUGUUGAUCGACACACAGAUAUGGACAGAAUAUUCAACAUUGAUUCUGGAAAUGGUUCAGUUUUUACGUCGAAACUUCUUGACCGAGAAACACUGCUGUGGCACAACAUUACAGUAAUAGCAACAGAGAUCAAUAAUCCAAAGCAAAGCAGCCGAGUCCCACUAUAUAUUAAAGUUCUAGAUGUCAAUGACAAUGCCCCGGAAUUUGCUGAAUUCUAUGAAACCUUUGUCUGUGAAAAAGCAAAAGCAGAUCAGUUGAUUCAGACCCUACGAGCGAUUGACAAAGAUGACCCUUAUAGCGGGCACCAAUUCUCAUUCUCUUUGGCCCCUGAAGCAACCAGUGGCUCGAACUUUACCAUUCAAGACAACAAAGAUAACACAGCAGGAAUCUUAACUCGGAAAAAUGGCUAUAAUAGACACGAGAUGAGCACCUAUCUCCUGCCUGUGGUCAUUUCAGACAACGACUACCCAGUCCAAAGCAGCACUGGGACAGUGACUGUCCGGGUCUGUGCAUGUGACCACCAUGGGAACAUGCAGUCCUGCCAUGCCGAGGCCCUCGUCCACCCCACGGGACUGAGCACAGGGGCUCUCAUUGCCAUCCUUCUGUGCAUCGUGACCCUACUAGUGACAGUGGUGCUGUUUGCGGCUUUGAGGCGGCAGCGGAAAAAAGAACCUUUGAUCAUUUCCAAAGAGGACAUCAGAGACAACAUUGUCAGUUACAACGACGAGGGUGGCGGAGAGGAGGACACCCAGGCCUUUGAUAUCGGCACCCUGAGGAAUCCCGAAGCCAUAGAGGACAGCAAAUUACGCAGGGACAUCGUGCCCGAGGCCCUUUUUCUGCCCCGACGGACUCCAGCAGCUCGCGACAACACCGACGUCCGGGAUUUCAUUAACCAAAGGUUGAAGGAGAACGACACGGACCCCACCGCCCCGCCCUACGACUCCUUGGCCACCUACGCCUAUGAGGGCACCGGCUCGGUGGCCGACUCGCUGAGCUCGCUGGACUCGGUGACCACGGAUGGAGACCAAGACUAUGACUACCUUAGCGACUGGGGCCCGCGCUUCAAAAAGCUCGCAGACAUGUACGGAGGCGUGGACAGUGACAAAGACUCCUAAAGCGUUGCCUUUCUCGUUUUCCUGUCCGCCACCCAAGUACGUGGAGUGGCGAUGUCCUCCUCCGUGUCCGCUGCUCCGUGAAGGGUUCUCCGUGGUCCCCGUUCCCGACGUCGACGGCUGCAGUCCGUGUGGAUCCAAUGCUAGGGACUUUUUUCUAGUACACUUUUAUGAGCUUCCAAGAGGCAAAGGUUUAUUUUUUAGCGCAUCCAGUUAACCAUGGCGUCAGGCCCCCGGCCCGCGCUGGAAGAGGGAACCAGGGGUGCUGUUUCCCUGUUCUCUUAGGGCGGGCGGGCCCACGCACAGCCUCGCUGGCCUGGCCUCCCCACUCCCCCCUCCAGUGACUCAGGUCAGCUGCCUGCUCCGGCUGUACAUUUCACAUGCCAAUGGGAUGAGGGGCUGGGCUUUAAUUAAAAAGUACAGUUCUAGAAAAGAAA